CACACGAGCAAUCGCUCGCUUUGACUCAAUUGCUACUCAUUUCACUACCUCGCAGCAAUCGCCGCAACAUGGACUUCUCCCAGCUCACCGCGAAUGACCAACAAGCAAUGGAGGCCAUUGUGGCCCGCAAGCAGAUGAAGGACUUUUCCCGCCUCUUCACCUCCCUCGUGGACCGUUGCUUCACAUCCUGCGUCGACGACUUCACCUCUCGCUCUCUCACAUCCAGGGAGGACGAGUGCGUGAGCAAGUGCACGCAAAAGUUCUUGAAGCACUCGGAGAGGGUUGGCGCGAGGUUUCAGGAGGAGAAUCAAAAGAUUGCCGGUGGGAACUGAGGAUGAGGAUGUAUGCGGCACGACUUCGCUACUUGACGAAAUGCGACUCGCUACAAGACCUGACUCUGGGCGAUGCGAUGCGAUGCGAUGCGAU
This is a messenger RNA of Jaminaea rosea, 426 nucleotides long. Its product is annotated as putative TIM9-translocase of the mitochondrial inner membrane. The transcript is spliced from 4 exons. The record is from RefSeq and is a predicted model, not a curated record. The coding region runs from base 69 to 332 and encodes 87 amino acids. NCBI's taxonomy places the organism in Eukaryota, Fungi, Basidiomycota, Exobasidiomycetes, Microstromatales.